Paracoccidioides lutzii Pb01 is the source of this 1569-nucleotide messenger RNA. RefSeq names its product integral membrane protein. Gene Ontology annotation, biological process: transmembrane transport. The coding region runs from base 1 to 1569 and encodes 522 amino acids. Gene Ontology annotation, cellular component: membrane. Gene Ontology annotation, molecular function: transmembrane transporter activity. The record is from RefSeq and is a predicted model, not a curated record. The transcript is spliced from 3 exons.
AUGGCAAUUGGGAAGAAUACAACUACAUCGAUGAUCGGGCUCUCUCUUCUAUCAGCACCAGGACCUUCAUCCCUUCAAAAGCCCCGGGAGACUAUUGAGGAGCGAGGAAGGGCAAUCUCUCAAGCCACAAAUGACCUUCCCGGUUCCCUCUUCUCCUCCGAAGAUGGAUCACAGCCAGCAAUGAUGCCGACGGAUCUCAAUGUGUCUAAGCCAGAAGCUGUGGCAGUCAUUAUCACUUUGGCUGGUGUGAGCUUCCUGAACACUAUGGGCUCAGGUAUUCUCAUAGCCGCCCUGCCUCGAAUCGCCAAAGAUGUUGGGAUACCCCAAGCACUGAUCCUCUGGCCGGCAGCUGUCUAUGCCCUUGCUGCUGAGUGUCUCCUCCUUAUAUUUGGAGCCAUUGCAGAUGUUGUUGGGGCAAAAUUGAUGUGGGUAGUGGGCAGCUUUCUCUUUGUCAUUUUCACUGUCGCAAUUGGCGUGGCGAAGACUGGUAUUCAGAUCAUUAUCUUUCUCACUUUCGCCGGUGCUGCGAUAUCCAUGUGUCUGCCUACGGCAGUUAGCCUCAUUACCAACACUUUCCCCAAGGGCUUCUGGCGCAACUUCGCAUUUGUAAUGAAUGGGAUGGGCCAGCCUCUUGGAUACGUUGUUGGUCUGGUUUUGGGAGGCAUCUUCACGGACACCAUUGACUGGCGAUGGGCCUAUUAUAUGAUGGCAUUGAUCAACAUCUGUCUUUCUCUGGUAUCUAUUUGGUCAUUGCCGUCUAUCAAAAAUAACUCGGAUGCAAGGAAACCGUGGACACGCCGUCUUCUGGAAGAUAUUGACUGGCUUGGUGCUGUUAUUAUUAGCAGUGCUCUUGGAGUCUUGUUGUAUGUCCUAGCUAUGACGACCUCCUCGUACUACAGAAUCGGUGAUCCACAGGAUAUUGCUCUGCUCAUUGUAUCAUGCGUCCUGCUUGCUGCCUUUCCCUGCUGGAUGCAUUAUCAAGUUAAGAGAGGAAAGCCCGCACUGAUCCCGAACAGACUAUGGAAGAGGGCUUCUUUCACCUCCAUAUGUGCAUCUGUCUUCUUUUGCUGGGCUUCAAUGAAUGGAAUUGAGUACUUCAUUACCCUCUACUUCCAACAAGUCGAAGGGCUUUCUGCUCUACAAAGCUCGCUCCGCUUUCUUGCCCAUGUUAUCAUGGGCGUAUCAGCCAACAUUGCUACGGCCUUCUUCACCUCCCGGGUUAAAGUGCGAACUCUCGCCGUCGUCUCUGCCCUAGCGACCAUGAUUGCCCCCAUUCUGAUGGCCACAGUUGAAGUGAAAGAAAACUAUUGGUUCCGCCCGUUCUGGGCUUUGUUUCUCUCCCCUGUAAAUCCCGACGUUGCUCAAUUCGGCACCUCUGUUGUUCUGGCUGUAACGGCUUCAAUCGCGGCCUCUGUCACCGAGCAUUCCGGUAUACUUGAAUAUCGGGCAGCUCUCAUGGAAGGAUACCGCGCGUCUUUCUGGACAAUCUUCAUAGCCACGGCAUUUGUGGUAGUUGUUUCGUUCUUUGGCCUAAAGGAAGGCGGAACUGUGGGUAAAAAGGAGGAAUAA